Colletotrichum acutatum is the source of this 2760-nucleotide messenger RNA. RefSeq lists its product as uncharacterized. The coding region runs from base 304 to 2481 and encodes 725 amino acids. The record is from RefSeq and is a predicted model, not a curated record. The transcript has a single exon. Lineage: Eukaryota; Fungi; Ascomycota; Sordariomycetes; Glomerellales; Glomerellaceae.
CUUUUGUUCCCACGUUUGUUGCAUUACUGCUGCUGUUCAGGUUGCUGCUGCUGCUGCUGCUCCUAUUGCUGGCCUGCUUCUGCUGGCAUGCAUCCGUAAUUAGCACUACCUUGCCUGAAGAAGGUGGUGACUGGAACGAGCCGCGUCGACUACGCCCACAACAUUCUCAAGUCGAGCCGUCACAUCUCUCGUUCGAAAUUCGAUCCAGCGAUCAUCGACGACGGACUCUCCCUUGGUCGCAUCACCACAUCUUACCAAGCGAUGGAACUAUUCCACGACCAGUACGCACCAUAGCCUCUCUUCAUGGCUACGACCGAAAGCCCCCGACGACGGACCUCCGCUUCGAGUCUGUCAGGGGAUGCCGACCUCCACGAGCAUGCCAUUCCAUCCGAAACAACGACUAUUGAUGCUAGCUAUUUCGAAAGCGUCCAGCUCAUGCCAUCAUCACUCUCACGAUCACUACCACAUCCACCGCCGCCGCCGCCGCCUCCUCCUUCGACGUUGACGCAACCAAACUCUCUUGGCCCCUUGAUGGCUGCUCCACCUGCAUGGCCAAAACCCGAUGCGUCACAACACCAUGGUUCUCAAUCCUCAGGCCCGAAUACACCACGUCCUCUAUCCCAUCAGGCCAGUUACGGACACAAACGACCUCACCCUCCGCCUCCGCCUCCGCCGUCCCGAGGACCGCGGCCACUCGUUCCCACUAUGCUCCUUCACCCACCACCACCUCCGCCGCCGCCGCCGUCAAACCUCGAUGCUGCCUUCAGGGGUCGAGGGCUGGCAAAGGUUUCGAUGCAACGCAGCCUUUCGCCGUCCAUGUCGCUAUCAUCAGGUUCAUGGCACCACGAAUACACUAGCUCAGACGACGACACAAGCUCGGUGGAGGCAGAUUACUUUGAACAGAAAAAUCGGGUAGUCUUUCCACCGCUUAUGCCCACCGUGCAAGAUCGUCAGGUAUUUGAGCGAGAGAGGAAACAUAUCACAGACUCUAUCACGGAUAAGGUUUCUCGGCUUGAGAACUCACGGAGCUCCGUUCCCAGCCUUGUCGAUUCUGAUGCAUCUUCGGUGGCGUCCAUGGCAUCUCUAGACGACGGAGUACAGGAGCUAUGGGUACAGAUGAAGCAUCGUCGGCAGCGGGUGAACUUUUUAAAGCAGGACAUGGCCGGCCGGCGUAAGGUUCUUCGGGACCUGCGUCGCAGAAAGGAUGAAGCCGACAACAGCUUCAUGAACAUGCUGCGCCCAAUUCUUAUCAAGGGUCGCCGUGGUCUACCUGCAACAUCGGACCAAAUGUUGGAGACACGAUUUGCCGAGAUGCAGGCACUUCGAACGGAAUACCACACUAUCGAAGUUGACUACGAGGAACUCGAGGUCUCACUGGAUGAAGAAGAGGAAGGCCUCAACAAUACUGAGACACGCUUUUUCAGUCUCUUGGCCGCUGGUAGCAAGAGACAACCCCGGCCAAGGAUGCGAGAUGAGGAUUCCGAGGAUGACGAAUCUGUAGAACAACCGGAUAUACCAUAUGAACUCACCGGUAUUUCCCGUCACGGGCCUUCCGACGAUGCCCAUCCGCUUUGGCAAGACCUUGUGUCUGCCAUCGGGGACUUGAACAACGCUAAAGAAGAGUACGACGAUCUCCUGCUGUACCACAGGCAAUACACGUACAGUAUGGAUGUCAAGAAAUCGACCGGGAUGAAGCCUAGCGCGGAAGAAGUCGAAUUCAUGGACGAAUAUCCGGAAGAAGAGCGCGAGAAGCGGGAGGACAUGGACCGCCUGACAGAAGAGGUUUCCAGGCUGAAGCGGAUUUGCGAAGAAAAUGGUGCGAUGAAGAAGCAUCCGUCCUUCGAAAUCGCACACGCCCUUGACCCCAACAUCGGCGAAGACAUGGCGCUCGACAACACGCCUCCAAGAUCUGGAUCUCUGGCCCAUGGUCGUUUUUCAGAACUCUUGUCUCGUCCAGACCAUGUACUUCGGCCGGAGCCGGUGACUGCCAUUGAGGAGGUGAGGCGCGCUGCGAAGAACCACGCGGCGGACCCGGCUACGCUGCCGCAGCUUCGAGCGGCUCAGAAGGAGCUGGGCAUUUCUAGGCUGAUCAGCGAAUUUAAGAAAGAGGAUAAGUCGGAUUUUAUCACACGAUGGCUUCUGCAGCAGCUGCGUACUUCGCCGGUUGCUGUUGAACUUCUUUAUUCAACAUUUAUACACACUCUUCGGCUCAGGAUUGGUAAUGUGCACAAGUGGCAGCAAGACGUUUUGUUCCACUGGUGGAGCGACGGUGCUGUCAAAUCGCCGGAGGAAUUUUUUGGCCCGCUUACAGGAAGUGGGAUGGUGUCGCCAGGGCGCGAGGCUUCGCCGGAACACACCUCUCUUCCUCCGGAGCGCGAUGUGCGCAUUUCUACACCAUCGAGAGCGGCCACGGAAGAUUGGUCGAGCGGCCAUCGUCGCAUAUACCCCGAGGAAGCGAGCCGGUCGACUGAAGUUUAUUGAUAUUGCUUAGCGAGCGCGUUUGUUUGCUUCUUCAGUUGGGAAGCUGCUGUUUUGGGUUCCAGAUCCCACAUGUUAUUGCCUCGGAAACAGACCUGGCACAAAGGAUGGAUGAUAGACUGUAUUUUGGAUUGGAGCGACGGAUCUGCUUUGUCUGGGCGGCAUACUGAUACCCUUUGAAGACCCAGUUUUGAUGGAAUGUAAAGAUAACCGAGCGGGCAUCUUUCGAGCUGAUUGCGAUUCAAGGGGAAACCAAUACCGGAUUUUGUUGUUUGGGGGGUA